Molecule: messenger RNA, 1100 nt
Organism: Hydra vulgaris (swiftwater hydra)
Lineage: Eukaryota; Metazoa; Cnidaria; Hydrozoa; Anthoathecata; Hydridae
Product: transcription initiation factor TFIID subunit 7
Biological process (GO): transcription initiation at RNA polymerase II promoter; RNA polymerase II preinitiation complex assembly
Cellular component (GO): transcription factor TFIID complex
Molecular function (GO): RNA polymerase II general transcription initiation factor activity
Source: RefSeq, a predicted model, not a curated record
AUUUUAAUUUUAACUUUAUUGUUUAAAUGUUUAGUUGAUUUUAUAUUUAAUAAUAAAAAACCAUGACAAGCAAUAAACCUAAAUCUAAAAGCAAAGAAGGAAAAUCAAAGGUUAAGUAUGAGAUUCCUAAGUUAACAGAGCUUGAAAAUGAAAUUGUUUUGCGUAUGCCCGAACCCUAUUCAAGCAGCCUUCGUGAUGCUCUUCAAAGUGGUGGUUUAAAAGAUAGACUACAAAUAGAUUUUGAAGAAGAUGCUCGUCAUGCCACUGUCAAAUUUGAUAAAGUAGUAUUUGCAGCCAAACUUUAUGACUUGCCUUGCAUUGUGGAAACUUGGAAGACAUUUGAUAAAAAGAGUUUAUGGAAAACAGGGGAUAUGUGUCAGGUUCUAAUAUGUAAAGACCCAGAUGAGCCUGACUCAAGUUCAGAGGAAGAAGAGAAUCUUAGUAUGGAUUAUAUUAAGCGUAAACUGCAGGAAACUAAAAAGUAUCAGUAUGCUCAUGGCUUGACUCCACCAUUAAAAAAUGUGCGAAAGCGUCGUUUUCGAAAAACAGCAAAGCAAAAAUAUAUUGAUGCACCUGAAAUAGAAAAAGAAGUAAAACGUCUGUUGCGUGCUGAUGUAAGUGCUGUUGAUGUAAAAUUUGAAAUAAUAAAUGAUGAGUUAGAAAGUAAAAAACUAGAUAAGGAAGAAGAAAUCGAUAUUGGUGGUCCAACACUUGAACAAUUUAAUGAGAAUUCUAAUUUUAGCAUGUUUUCUGAUGACAUUGCUUUAGAUGAAGGAGAUAUUUUACCUGAUAUUAGCAGUAGUGAUGAAGAAGAAAAUACUGAAACUAAUGAGGUAAAAAAAGAAAAAUCUCAUAUGCAUAUUGAGUACGAAAAAAAAUUGAUGGAGAUACGAGAAAAGAAACUUGAGCAAGAAAUGAGAGUACGCAAGGCUGCAAAUCCUUUUUUAAAACAACGAUUUCAAACUGAAUUGGAUAAUUUGAAACAACAAGAAGAAAAAUUUAUUGCUGAGAUGGAAGAAUUAAAUUUGUAGUAUUUUUUAAAAUGUUUAAAAAAAUUGAAGAAAUUAUUUUUAGAAAAGUUUAAAUAUUUAAAAAUAAAA